GCCCCUUUUCCUAGGACUGACGAUCCUUCCUAUUUAAUAUGUCACUCGUUGACUUUUCUGUGACAUAACCUCAAUCCUACGUCUUACAUUUUCUCUUUCUCUUUCUUAUUUCAACUUGCCGAAAAGACGUGGUUGUGUCUGAAAUCCCUACAAAGUUCAAGAAAAUGGCCAUCAUGGAUUUCAAUUUGAAGACAGAAAAAGGCCUGAAAGACUUCAACAACUUUUUGGAAGACAAAAGCUACGUCUCAGGAUGGACGCCAAGCCAAGCUGAUGUGGAUGCCCUGAAUCAGAUCCAAAAAGCACCACCCGCAAACCUUCCACACGCCUUGCGCUGGUACAACCAUAUCCGUUCAUACCCAGCAGAUGAACUGAAGAAAUUUGGAGCCUCAGGAGCCUGCCCCUUGAAGACAGCCACCACAACCACAGCUCCUGCUAAGGACGAUGAUGACGAUGUCGAUCUAUUUGCAUCUGACGAAGAGGAAGAUGCUGAGGCAGCAAAGAUCCGCGACGAGCGUCUGAAGGCUUAUGCUGAAAAGAAGUCCAAGAAGCCAGAACUCAUUGCCAAGUCCAGCAUUGUACUGGAUGUGAAGCCUUGGGAUGAUGAGACUGACAUGAAAGAGUUAGAGAAGGCAACCAGAACCAUUGAAAUGGAUGGCCUUAUCUGGGGAGCAUCCAAAUUGGUACCUGUGGGAUAUGGUAUUAACAAGCUGCAGAUCAUGUGUGUCGUUGAGGAUGCAAAGGUUUCUGUUGAUGAGUUGGUUGAGAAGAUACAGGAGUUUGAAGAUUUUGUGCAGUCUGUUGAUAUUGCUGCUUUCAAUAAGAUUUAAAUGAUGUGUUGUCUUGUGUUCAAUAAAAUACAAUUUCAGUAAAUUACAUUAUUUGUGUUCAAUUCUAUAAUUUUCUAGAUUUGGUGUUCUGUAGAAAACAAUUGUGUAUUUCACAUUUUUAUCAAAAAUUAUCACUACUCUGUGGAGUGUGUUGGAAUGAAUAAACUAUGUAAAACUGGUAUGGAAAUGAUAUGCUCAUUGUAAUUAGAUGUCACUGACAAACUUGAUUGAGUAACUUGGGAGACCAGUUGAAACUAAAUUUGUAACAUAUUGAGGAUUUUAUACAGAGGAUAGUCCCAGAGAUCACCUUGACAGGCAAUCUUGGGGAUACUAUUUAGGUCUUCAGAUGUUUCACAUCGAGCCUUUGCUAAUGCAUUAAGUAUUGGGAAUCUCCAACUAAUAUUUAUAUGGUAAAAUAAAAAGAAUGAAUUUUGAGAUUAGUGCAAAACAAUGUUAACUUGCCUAAAAUUAGAAAUUUUGAUAAUCUUGUCUUCCAUAUAACUUGAUAUAGCCUAUUAUUGGAAGCUUCUAUAAUGUUUAAUUAUGGUUUGGUACUUCAUUUAAUGUCAAGUAUCAUAUUGAGAAAAGAUGUAAUUAUUUGAUACUCUUUUAUUAUUGUAUUAAAAUGUUGAAUAAAAAAAUGUCCAUUGGCAAAGUAAUUGUUCCAUUACAUUGAAUAUUGCAUUUUGUUUUCUGAAACCAAUUUCCUUCACACUAACGCAAAAUGAGUGACUACACUAUUCCCACGCAGACGGAGCCGGCUUAGGCUACUCUUAAAUAACUGCUAAGCAUUCACUUUAGCAAAUAUACCAGAGUUAAAAG
Acanthoscelides obtectus is the source of this 1649-nucleotide messenger RNA. The record is from the annotation of a GenBank genome assembly. NCBI's taxonomy places the organism in Eukaryota, Metazoa, Arthropoda, Insecta, Coleoptera, Chrysomelidae.